AUGUCUUCUUCUUCGUUAAGAUCUUCUUCAGUUUCAUCAGCUAAGAACUUCAGGGAAAGCUUCGAUGAGCUGCGAUGGGUGAUGGAGAUAAAGAAAACCCUAGAGAAUGAUGAGCUGGAGGGAGAAGGUGAACUCACUGCUGUGUCCAUCUUCAACGUACCGAAGCUUCUCAAGAUUUGUGACCCAGAUUCGUACGUGCCUCAACAAGUGGCCAUAGGGCCAUACCAUUAUUGGCGACCAGAGCUUUAUGAGAUGCACAGGUACAAGCUUGCUGCUGCAGUCAGGUUCCGAAAACAUCUGCAGAAUCAUAAGUUGGAAGACCUCGUACAUGAGUUGAACAUGGUGGAGCCCAGGAUUCGAGCAAGCUACCACAAGUACUUGGAUUUCAACGGCGAAACGUUGGUGUGGAUGAUGAUCAUUGACGCCUCAUUCUUGCUUGAGUUCUUUCAAGUUUAUGCAAUCCAAGAAGGAAACAAAAUUCCUGGAAUUUCCUCCAGAAUGUCUCACUUAGUGGAUUAUGCGGGAAAGAAAUCAGCCCACAAUGCAAUUCUAAGGGACAUAGUAAUGAUGGAGAAUCAAAUCCCUUUGUGUGUUUUAAGGAAGAUGCUGGAAUUCAAAUUCUCGUCGCCCGAUGAUGCAGAUAAUGUCCUGUUUCUCAUCUUAACUGGAUUGGUUAAUGAACUUUGUCCUUUCAAACUGAUGGAGGAUUAUCCAGAUGUUCAACUCUCAGAGUGCGCUCAUUUGCUGGAUUUCUUCUACGACAUGAUUGUUCCCAAAAUUAAAGAUCAACAGCCUGAUCAUGUUAUCCAUAUUGAUGGCAAUAUUGAUCCCAAAGGAGGUGAAAAUAACGAGGAAUCAAGCAUGAACUCAAGCUAUUUGAAAAAAUUCCUCAAAGAGGUGUGGAAGAUUCUUUCAAAGCUAAACAGAGGGCCUGUGAAAUUAAUCAAGGAGGAGUUGCUUUCUAGACCCCUGAAAGUCUUUGUCAAGUUACUGUGGAAGAUAAUCUCGAACUUACCUGGAAUUAAACUCAUAAAAAUACCUGUUCAAUAUUUCUUCAACUUCACACAAGGAGGAAAGCCAGAAAAUGGAAGUGCAACCUCAAAGAGUCUCAUUGAGAAGCCACCACUGAUAGAGGAAAUCACAAUCCCUUCUGUUACAGAACUCAUGAAUUCUGGGGUUCGUUUCGUACCCACCAAUGGAUCUAUAAACAGCAUCAAAUUUGACUCAAAAACACGCACUUUUCACCUUCCAAAAGUUGCCCUAGACGUCAACACCGAAGUGUUCUUGAGAAAUUUAGUUGCAUAUGAAUCAUCAGUAGCAUCUGGGCCCUUGGUUUUGACCCGAUACACAGAAUUAAUGAAUGGGAUUGUGGAUUCUGAUGAGGAUGCUAAAGUGCUGAGAGAAACAGGGGUGAUCCUGAACCACUUGAAGAGUGACUCAGAAGUGGCUCACUUGUGGAAUGGGAUGAGCAGGUCCAUAAAGCUGACGAAAGUGCCAGUGCUGGAUAAGGCGGUUGAAGAUGUGAACAAGUAUUAUAAUGGAAGAUUGAAGGUGAAAGCCUGGAAAUUAAUGAAGAGUUAUAUAAUUGGGUCGUGGCAGUUCUUGACGUUUUUGGCUGCAAUUUGUCUCUUGCUUUUGAUGAUCUUGCAGUCCAUUUGCUCUGUCUACACUUGCAAUCGUUACUUUCAAAUGGCUAUAUCCGACUGAUUCUUCUUCUUCAACCCCCCAUGUCUCAUAAAGUCUCUCAAAUCUGUGUGAGCUAGUGAAUGGAGCACUUCUUACUGUGAUCAAUAUGUCAACUAUCCACAAACUCAGUGGAAGAGUUUCUCAUAGCUUUUUUUUGGCUACAAGUUUCUUGUAAUUUCUUUUCGUGUUGAAUUGUAAUGAAAUGUACUUGUAGUGUUUUUUGUCCAUCAAUUACUGAGUUUUUUUUUAUUUCAAA
This is a messenger RNA of Neltuma alba, 1942 nucleotides long. RefSeq names its product putative UPF0481 protein At3g02645. Bases 1 to 1707 code for a protein of 568 amino acids. Lineage: Eukaryota; Viridiplantae; Streptophyta; Magnoliopsida; Fabales; Fabaceae. The transcript is spliced from 2 exons. The record is from RefSeq and is a predicted model, not a curated record.